Molecule: messenger RNA, 3549 nt
Organism: Effrenium voratum
Lineage: Eukaryota; Dinophyceae; Suessiales; Symbiodiniaceae
Source: the annotation of a GenBank genome assembly
AUGGGCCCCCAAGAGCGGAACUAUCACUUCUUCUACCAGCUUUGUCAUGCAGCUCUUGAGGGCCGGGUGCCUGAGAGCCUCAAGCUGCGCCCGGCCUCGGAGUUCGAGUACAGCAAGGAGUGCGCGGACAUUGCCGGGGUGGACGAUGCCGCGGACUUCGGGGCGGUGCUGGACUGCAUGACAAGCCUGGGCUUUUCGGAGGAAGAGCGAGACACCAUCUUCCGCAUCGCGGCGGCGGUACUCCACCUAGGAGAACUUCAGUUUGCGCCCUGCGCCAAAAACGGUGCUGAUGGCGUCAGUGUCACCAAUGACAGCUGCCUGGCCCUGGCCUGCGAGCUGCUGGGCCUGGCGCCGGAGCAGAUGCGCCAGGUGCUGGAGCACAAGACCCUGGAGGAUCCUUUGACCGAGAAGAUUAUCCACAUGCCGCACGAUGUCUCCUCCGCCUCCUUCACGCGCCACUCCAUGGCCAAAGUGGUCUACGCGCGGCUCUUUGAUUGGCUGGUUUGGCGCAUCAACGAGAGCAUCAGCAGCCGUGGCCAGCAGAAGGAUGUGCGGAAGAUCGGGCUGCUCGAUAUUUAUGGCUUUGAAGUCUUCGAGUGGAAUUCCUUCGAGCAGCUCUGCAUCAAUUUUUCCAACGAGAAGCUCCAGCAGCACUUCAACACGCACAUGUUCUCCUUGGAGCAGCGCCUCUACAGCUCUGAGGGCAUCACUUGGAGCCACAUCACCUGGCAGGACAAUCAGCACAUCAUCGACACAUUGGACAAGCGGCCAUUAGGCCUCUUCUGCCUGGUGGAUUCUGAGUGCCUGAUGCCAGCGGCCACGGAUGCGUCGCUCUUCUCGAAGAUCCAGAACGCCUUCAAGAACUCACAGGUCAUCUACAAAGCCUCGCGGUUUGGCAAUACGGACUUCGCGGUGGCGCACUACGCCGGGGAGGUAGUAUACAGCGUGGAGACCUUUCUGAUGAAGAAUACCUUGGAGCUGCUGAAGCGUCUCUUCACGGACCCCCGCUUCGCCCCCCCCGAGAAGCCCAGCGCCGGUGACAGAGGCCCGGCGCGGCGGCGCCAGAGCACGCGGGAGGACCGGCAGCGGCAGAACGUCACUGUGAGCAUGAUGUUCCGCGAGCAGUUGGACCGCCUUGUGGAGGACCUGAACAAGACCAACCCCCGCUACGUGCGGUGCAUCAAACCCAAUGCCAAGAAGCAGCCCAACGAGCUGGACUCCUUGGACGUGCUGCGCCAGCUGCGCUGCGCCGGGAUGUUGGAGUCCAUCCGCAUCCGUCGCGCGGGCUACGCAGUGCGGCGACCCUUCAAGGAGUUCUUCGCUCGCUUCCGGAUCCUGGCGCCGCAGCUGGUGCCGGGGCCGGAUCCUGACUACAGGAGCCUUUGCCAAAGGCUAGUGCUGGAAGUGGAGGAGCGAGUGGCCAAGCAAGGCACCACCCUGCCGGAGAAGUCUUGGCAGCUUGGGCUGACCCGGGUCUUCAUGAAGGAAGACUUGGAGAGGCGGAUGGAGCAGAUGAUUGUGGAGUCUGCCAAGAGGCAGGUGCAGACGAUCCAGCGGUGCUGGCGGGGCUUCUGCGGGCGCCGGCGCUUCCAAAACCUGCGCCGGGCUGCGCUGCAGUUCCAGGCCAUUGCCCGCUCGGUUUUGGCGCAGCGCCGGUUCCAAGACAAACAGCGAGCGGCGCAGCAGUUGCAGGCCAUCUUCCAAAGCUUCCGCGCCCAGUCCCGCUUCGCCGCCCGCCGGCGUGCGGCAGUAGAGGUGCAGGCCUGUCUCCGCACCGCUGCCGCCGUGGCACGGCUGGCAGCCGCCAAGGCCAGGCCACCGGAGCCUUUGGAGCCACCGGAGCCGGAGCCGCCGGAGCCGGCGCCGCCGGAGCCGGAGCCGCUGGCGCCGGUGCCGGCGCCACUGCCGGCAACGGCGCUCGCGGCGCCGGUGACGCCUGCACCUGCAGUUGACUCGGAGAAGGGCUCCGCGCACGCGGCGAACGGCAUGGCGACCACGCCCACGAACGGAACACCGAUGCUGCCAGACCUGGCGCUGGAACGCACAGAGGCGUCGCCCAUGGGCCUGAGCCUGGACGCCUCCAUCCGCAACGCCGCACUGAACUUGGGGGGCGGCAGCGCCCUGGAUUCGCUCCGCACUGAGCUCAUGGCGCGCCUCGGCGACGGCGCGCCUGCAAGCGGCGCGGCCGGCGUGGGCGGCGUGGGCGGCGCGGGCAGCGCGGGCGGAGGUGUUGAUCCAGCGCAUCCACUCAGCAGCUCCCUGCGAAACGUGGAGUACAUGCCCUUCAAAUCCGGCGCGGGCGCCGUGGCGGGCGCCGCGAGCGGAGUGGCGAGCGCCGUGAAUGCGGAGCAGGAUGCUAGGCUAUCGGAGCUUCCCAUGCGGAAGACCAUCAUGAACCAGCGGAAGAUCAUGGAGCAGCUUCGGGAGCAGUUUGCUCAGGCCCUCAAGGAGGAGCCGACGCCGUUGGCCGCCUUUUCAGAGGCGGAGGGCGAGCGCGUAGAGCAGCUAGAGGCGGAGCUGCGGCGCUUGCGCCGGGAGAACGGCACGCUGAAGAGCAGCUUGUUCAGCUCCCAGGAGGAGGCGCAAGCGCGGUCCAGCGAAGCGGCAGAGCUACUGCUGGAGAACAGCCACCUGAAGUCGGAGCUGGACACCAUCCAAUUCUCCCACCGUGAUGAGCUCCAGGCGGAGCGGAAGCAGAUUCAGGAGCUCCUGGAGCGCGAGGCUCAGCAGCGCCAAGAGGUGCAGAGCCUCCAGGCGCGCCUGGCAGAGGUGGAAGGUGACUUGGCGCGGUGGCAGUCCGCGGCACAGGAGGCCAAGACCGUGGCCAGCUCGGAGAAGGAAGAGCCGUCGCCCUUGGCCGCUUUUUCAGAGGCGGAGGGCGAGCGAAUGGAGCAGCUGGAGGCGGAGCUGCGGCGCUUGCGACGGGAGAACGGCACGCUGAAGAGCAGCUUGUUCAGCUCCCAGGAGGAGGCUCAAUCGAAGUCCAGCGAAGCGGCAGAGCUACUGCGGGAGAACAGCCACCUGAAGUCGGAGCUGGACACCAUCCAAUUCACCCACCGCGAUGAGCUGCAGGUGGAGCGGAAGCAGAUCCAGGCCACCAGACGCGAGGAGCUCCAGGAGCGCGAGGCCCAGCAGCGCCAAGAGAUGCAGAGCCUCCAGGCGCGCCUGGCGGAGGUGGAAGGCGACUUGGCGCGGUGGCAGUCCGCGGCACAGGAGGCCAAGACCGCGGCGAGCUCGGAGAAGGAGCGCUUCGAAGAGAUCGAGAAAAGGCGGCGGCACCUGGAACAGCAAGCCGGAGACCUGCGGAAGGAGCGCCAGGACACGGACUUUGUGCUGAAGGAGAGCCAAAGCAGCUGGCGGGCGGAGCGCGAGAAGCUGGUGCAGGACAUGAAGCUCAAAGAUCGGGAGCUCGGAAACUUGAAGCAGGUCCUGGACAACGUCACGGCCGCCCACGUGCCCAAAGAAGAGCUGCAGAAGUGGAAGAGCCGCUGUGAUGAGCUGCAGCAACAAGUGGACCAGGCCAACCGCGCCCGGAGAGAGAUGCAGUCG